Ochotona curzoniae (black-lipped pika) is the source of this 2609-nucleotide messenger RNA. RefSeq names its product vesicle associated membrane protein 7 (gene VAMP7). The transcript has 9 exons. Gene Ontology annotation, molecular function: SNAP receptor activity; SNARE binding. NCBI's taxonomy places the organism in Eukaryota, Metazoa, Chordata, Mammalia, Lagomorpha, Ochotonidae. Gene Ontology annotation, cellular component: SNARE complex; membrane. The record is from RefSeq and is a predicted model, not a curated record. Gene Ontology annotation, biological process: vesicle fusion; exocytosis. The coding region runs from base 165 to 827 and encodes 220 amino acids.
CAGCCUUCUCUGGGAACGGGCAGGCGGCGACCCAAAGCAGAUCUGCACCUCUUAGUCCUGAGACUGAACUCCCUGAAGGGGUGCCUAAACAGAGCAUCACCUCAAGCCUUUGGAAUCAAUUUUAGAGGAUGAUACCAAGAAUUUGAAGUUAACAGAUUGAAGCCAUGGCCAUUCUUUUUGCUGUUGUUGCCAGGGGAACCACUAUCCUUGCCAAACAUGCUUGGUGUGGAGGAAACUUCCUGGAGGUUACAGAGCAGAUUCUGGCCAAGAUACCUUCUGAAAAUAAUAAACUAACUUACUCACACGGCAAUUACUUGUUUCAUUAUAUCUGCCAAGACAGGAUUGUGUAUCUUUGUAUCACUGAUGAUGAUUUUGAACGUUCCAGAGCCUUUAAUUUUCUGAAUGAGGUAAAGAAAAGAUUUCAAACCACUUAUGGUUCAAGAGCCCAGACAGCCCUUCCAUAUGCCAUGAAUAGCGAGUUCUCAAGUGUCUUGGCUGCACAACUGAAGCACCACUCUGAAAAUAAGGGUCUAGACAAAGUGAUGGAGACUCAAGCCCAAGUGGAUGAACUGAAAGGAAUCAUGGUCAGAAACAUAGAUCUGGUAGCUCAACGAGGAGAAAGAUUGGAAUUAUUAAUAGACAAAACAGAAAAUCUUGUGGACUCAUCUGUCACCUUCAAAACUACCAGCAGAAACCUUGCUCGAGCCAUGUGUAUGAAGAAUCUCAAGCUUACUGUCAUCAUCAUUGUUGUAUCAAUUGUGUUCAUCUACAUCAUUGUGUCAAUGAUCUGUGGUGGAUUUACAUGGCCACACUGUGGGAAGAAAUAAGAAAGAAUAAGUUACCACCAACCAAGGAUGUGUGAGGACAAGAAGUUAAAAGCAAUCCAUGUGACUCAAACCUUUCACUGCUGACAGAUGGUGUCUGCCAGUCUCUUCACUCUUUUCACUUAAAAAAAAUCUUGUUCAAUGCCUCCAGAUCUGUAUUUGUUCUAACAGCUGAUUUAUUCCAGUGAACUUCAGAUUAAAUCAUUCAUUGCAGCAGUAGCCUUAAAAAGGGCUUUUUUGUGCAUUGCUUUUGUGAACUAGUGCCAUCUACUUAAAGAAACAUUUCUGUUUGUAAUCGCACAAAACUGUCACCAAGACGGAAACCACCAGUCUUAGAGCUAAUAGAGUUGUGGAGGAACAUCAUAUGUGUACUCAGAAACAGUUAAGACACAGAUAGUAUUGCUAAUAGCUGUAUUGUGAUGUUGGAGAAUUUUAGGUGCUUCAAAACAAUAUAAAUGGGGAAUAGAUGUUAUUUGAGAAUUCAUAAUCAAAUUAUUGGUGCUGCUUAUUUCUAGGAGCCCAGACAGAUAAAAUUACAUAUUUUUAUUUCGGUCAGAUAAGUACUAUUUUAUUAGCCCUUUAGAGGCACAGAGAAUUCUCCUUGUCCUUCUAGAUUCUGUAUUCACUUUCAGGAAUAAAGUUCAGUGUGCUGAUCACUCACAAUACAGUAGAUAGCUUGAUAUUCUCUACUUCUCUAUUGCAAUUGAUGUGAGAGAAUUAUUGUUUAAGCAUUGUUGACAGUUGUGCUAUGUGUGUACAUAUAUAAACAUACAUAUGUGUGUGUGUGUAUAAACUGCUGAUAUUUAGGGUAACUGUAAUGUUAAUUAAAGGGAUGUUAGAGUGCAGAAGAAAAUUUCUCUGAUUCACCAAAGAAAAAGAAAGGAACCACAGUUGAUAUGCUAGCAUUUGAGCAGUAAAAGAGGGAUAGUGUGGAAAAAUUUGUUCAUUCUGAAAAAGCCCUAACUAAAUAUAGUCAGCAAUCAGCUCCAGAGUUAGUGUUUGAUUCCUGUUGCAUAGUUUGAGCAUCCUUCAUUGCUUAAUAUUGUUUUUAAUCUGCCUAACUUUUGGAGUUAUUUUGGGAAAUCUGAAAGAAACAGUAUGAUGUAUAUAAACAAUAGACAGUUUAAUAUCCAUUCUGCAUUGUGAGAAAAUUUGACCUUGAUCAUGCUGUUUAGCUUCUCUAGCAUCUGUUACCUGGUAUUUGGUGUGUAACUGAAAGGAAAACAUAUUUUAUCAAUAAGUGCCAUUAAGUGGAAGUUACAUUACAAGUUACUCUUCCCAAUGAAAGAACCAGUAAAUGUAUGUAACUUAGUCGCCUGUUUAGCCUAGUCAUGUACUUUGAAUGUGUCCCAUAAUCUUGCUUGUGGUUCCUGUUCUUUUGACCUUUAAAUUCAUGCUUUCUUAAUCAUUUAUUUCAUAUAUUGCUUUACAUCCACUACAAACUACUUUUCUUCUGGAUCUUACAUACUGCAAAUAUUGUGUCCCAUCUUUAUCAACACUAAUGCCUUGUAACUCUUUAUCAGCAUUUUCCUUUUGUAAAGUAUAUUUGUCAAGAAAAACAUUUGGCAUUCCUAAGUAAUAAUUUCCAAAUUUGUCUAAUCAAAGGAAAAACAGUUUGUUUCCCUUUCUUAUACACACCUGAACAAAUUUGAUGUUGAUGUGCAUGUUUUAAGGGUCAGCUACUUAACUGUUCCUUGGUUUAUUUAUGUAUAAUAAUGCUUUUUAAAGCACAUGUCUUAUUGUAAAUUAUGCACAAAAACAUUAAUAAAACUUAAGAGUAAUACA